This is a messenger RNA of Cyprinodon tularosa, 2761 nucleotides long. Its product is annotated as E3 ubiquitin-protein ligase TRIM39-like. NCBI's taxonomy places the organism in Eukaryota, Metazoa, Chordata, Actinopteri, Cyprinodontiformes, Cyprinodontidae. The transcript has 3 exons. Gene Ontology annotation, molecular function: protein binding. The record is from RefSeq and is a predicted model, not a curated record. Bases 257 to 1582 code for a protein of 441 amino acids.
UUUAUGAAGGAACUUUCAAUGCACUGCAUGCAUCUGGAUCAGGAGAGUUGAAAACGCUGAAAACCUGCAGUAUAACGGCACUUCAAGAUCAACUUAGGACACGCCUGCUUGAAGCAAACCGUUUCCUCCCUAUUCAAAGGUUAAUGCAUAAACCAGUCAGACAGGUCUGGAGUUGGGUGAUAAGGGAAGGAGCCACGGGGGAGGACAAGAAACGGGUUUGAAUUCAUACCGGGUCCCACCAAGGAACAGACCAACAAUGACAUCGUCCAAAGAGCAUCUCUGGAAGACCCUAGAAAACCUGACUAGUGAUGAGUUCAAGCAAUUCAAGUGGCUGCUGAAAGAGGAUUUCCCAGCGUCUCGAUUGGAAAAGGCCGACCGCCAGGACACGGUGGACCUGCUGGUGCAAAUGUAUGGCUGUGAGGAAGCUCUGAGGACAUCCACGCUGGUUUUAGAGAAGAUCUACAGGAAUGAUUUGGCACAGCAGCUGUUAAAAACAAACUUGAAGCAGACAGAUAAGCUUGAAAAUGGCCCAAGGAUCGGGAAUGGUGUUGGUUCCAAUGGUGAAAGUGCAAAGCAGAAGGCCAGACUUGAUGAAAUGAGGACAGAAAUAAGUCAGAAGAUAAAAGAGAGAGAGGAGAAGAUCUGUGAGAUCCAACGUUCAGCAGAGCUCAGCAGGAAGUCUGCAGAGCGACAGACAGAAGAGAGCGUGCUCGCCUUCGCUGGUUUAGUUCAGCUGGUUGAGAAAAGUCUAUCCCAUCUCACCGAGGUCAUCGAGUAUGAGCAGAAAGCUACACAGAAGCAAGCUGAAGAAAUCAUCAAGGAUCUACAGCAGGAGAUAUCAGAGCUUAGCCAGAAAGAAGCUGAGCUGGAACAUCUUCUCCUCACAGAAGAUGACGAGAAGUUUCUCCAAGAUGUUAAAACCUCCAACUUAACAAAGAUCAGCAUAACUAAACCGUCUUAUAGCGAAAGUGUAAAAACCUCUGUGGAUAAGCUGAAAGUAGCACUCAGUGAAGAGAUGAAGAAGUUUUACAAAAAAGCCAAACUAAUCUGGAUGCAGCAGUUUGCAGUAGACGUGACUCUAGAUCCAUUAACAGCACAUCCCCAGCUCGUUAUAUCUCAAGAUGGGAAACAAGUUCACUGCAGAGCUACUCAGCCAAAUUUCCCAGACAGGCCAGAGGACAUCAGUGUGUUGGGCAAGGACAGCCUUUCAUCUGGGAGCUCUUACUUUGAGGUAGAGGUAGGACAAAAAAGCUCCUGGGAUUUAGGAGUCAUCUAUAGAUCGAUUGGCAGGCAAGGACCAACGGCAACGGGUCCCGGUGCUGAUCUCUGGAAAUUUAGCUUAAGGGAUGGAGACGGGGAUAAAUCAGCUGGUGUGGAUUUGUUUCAAAAAGCUCUGGUGAACAAAGUGGGUGUUUAUGUGAAUUAUGAGAAGGGGUUGGUCUUGUUUUGUGACGUGGAUUCUGGAGAAAUGAUUCGUGGAUUUUCAAAAUGCUCCUUUAAGGAAAGCCUUUAUCCAUUCUUCAGUUUUGGAGGCAAUAAUAGUCAUCUAAACUCUGACCCUCUGGUCAUCUCUUCUCCUUAGUCUGCUACCUAAUAAGCACUUAGCUACCGUAACUUCAACAUUCAUUUUAUAAAUCCUAGGAAUUAUGGUUUCAUUUUUUUUUAUCAACUGUAACUUUAGUGUGUAACAAACAAGAAAGAGGGGUUAUUUUCACUGUCCUCCCUACAAAAUACCAACUGUCUGCUUUACUCCCCACCUGUCUCCACCCCACCCGAGAUUGAACGUUUUCUACUUUUUACCAACUAUCUUCAUCUCCUUCCACUAUACCCAUGAAUCAUCUGUGUCUUCUUCCUUCAUCCUGUCCAACCGUUCCAUCGCUAACAUGUUCUGUCCAAUUAAUUCAUCAUCACCAGAUGUCUUGAACAACCACCUUUACAAUACAUUUGCACAAAGUCAUAUCAUGCCCCCCUGCUGUACUCAGUAUAAUACUGUGAGACUGCCAUUCUUCCCCCUCCUUUGCCAGAAUCUCUCUUCUGGGAGAGUCACAUCGGAAAGAUCUUCUGAAUAGCAGCCCAAUAAUCUUAAUUCUGCAACCCCCACUCAGCGUAAGUGAACCCGGUGGUUAAUCUCAGAAACAGUUUCUGUAAAAUAGAUUCUCUGUACCAGUUCUCUUUGGUUUUACAGGAAUUACUUUCAGGUAGCAGAGACCGGAACCAUAGAGCAUCCAAAAGGUAGUGAUGGUAAUUUCGAAGCCCUGUGAACAAAUUAACCGAUAUGACGCUACUGGCUUAAACCGGACACCACGGAAAAUACAUUUGACGCAGUUCAGAAUGGCGACAUCUGCUGGAUAGUUAUGAGAACUACAUUUGAGUUGGUCUCCUAAUGUCUGCAUUAAUUCAUAGCUGAACUUGUUUGUUUCAAAAUAAUAGUAAUAAUAAUGCAAAUAUGAAUAAACUAUUUAAAAAAUGGCUGAAAUUUUCUCAAAUUUGUAAUAUAAUAAAGAUGUAUUCUGAUGUACAACAGCAGUUGAAGUCUUUCUGAGCUAAAUGAUGUGUUAUUAUACCUCAAACUAUGAUACUGUACUUUAGGCUGUUUUUGACUAAAUGUUAUUGGGAAAGGCUGUGUGUUUUCAGGGUUGCAAACAACAUAAAUUCAUCAAGAAAGGAUUUCUAAAAUAGUUUUGAAGAUUCUUUGGUAAUUGAAACAAUACAAUGUUACAAAAGAUGAUCAUAUUAAAGGAAAAGUAUAAAUAAAACAAUG